AUGGUCAAGACCAACCUCUCCAUCGCCGCAUCCCUGCUGAUGCUGGUGACGACCGCCUUCGGCGCGUGCAACACCAUCAGCUACACUAGCUGCGCCGACAACAUCGUCCACUGGUACGAUCCAACUAAUGGCGAAGUCUGUGAUCCGCUCGACUGCGGCGGUGGCCGCGCUCCUGUCAAGUACGACGUCCCCUGCUGCGCUGCCUAUAGGGGCACGGAACCCUGCGUAUCCACGACCUCCACUCUCUCCUGCUGGAAACCUUCCUCCGUCUCUGCCUCUGGGACAAUUGCGUCCGCUAGCUCUGCCAAAACUACGUCGGACACUUCUGUGACCGAUACUAGUGUUGCACCUUCUACUGGCGCGACGGCGACGAAUUCCUCGCACAGUACCUCCGGCAGCACCACUGCUCCUUCGACUACGAAGGCUCCAACUCAGUCAACAAGCUCAGCGACUUCCAAUAUUGGCACGACUCCUACGAGUGGUUCUAACCAGCCGAUCUCGACCAAUAUUGCGGGUGGCUGUGCUGGUUCAUUAAUGGCUAUUGCUGGAGCAGCGAUUGGUGCUAUUGCUCUAGUUUAG
This is a messenger RNA of Penicillium lagena, 579 nucleotides long. RefSeq lists its product as uncharacterized. The record is from RefSeq and is a predicted model, not a curated record. The coding region runs from base 1 to 579 and encodes 192 amino acids. The transcript has a single exon. NCBI's taxonomy places the organism in Eukaryota, Fungi, Ascomycota, Eurotiomycetes, Eurotiales, Aspergillaceae.